AUGGCGAUGCGCGAGCUUGUGACUGGCGGUGCAGCUUGUGCGGUUCCAGGAUCAUCUUCUUCCGCCAAUCCUUUCGGUGCUCUCGCCAACGCUCUUAUCGGCUCUUCUUCCAAGACACAGGAAAGGUUGAAGGAGAUACCUCAAUCCACGCCCACAGCUUCUGAGCCGCAGUUUUAUCCGGACGCCCAUGGCCACCUGCAGCAACUCCCUGGCUCGGAGUUUGACCAGCCGUUUAUGCAACCUGGCACUCAGAGCUCGGACUUUCUUCGAAACUUCAACUCUGUUGACGGCAAUAGACUACUUGACAAUGCGUGGGAUGAGAUACAGAGUUCUCAACCUCCGCCUAUGCAUGUUCCUCAACUUGACCGCAUUUAUGAUAUUGGAGCUGCUCCUCAGCUUCAACCGACUUUGGAUGGGCCACCACAAAGGGUGUUGUCAAGCUUUUUGCACUCAUUUGUUGAAAGUAGCCGUGGUGGAAUGCCUUUCCGUCCAGCUCCACUUCCAGUGUUAGGAUUGUCCGCUGGUGACAAACGGUGCAUACGUGAUCGCACCAGCAUCAUGGCCCGACAUUUUUUUGCAGAUAAAAGUGAAGAUUUUAUUAAUGGGCAGGUAAAUGCACUUCUAUCUUCUUUAGAUAUCGAGAGUGAUGUCAACAGUAAAGGACCUCUGCCUGCAAGGUUUCGGGAACUGGAGGAUUAUUGGAAUGAAUCCCAAGCUAUAAUGAAACCUGGUGCUCACGCUACAGAAGGAUGGGUGACUGAAUUUAACCAACACAGAGUAGAUCAUGGUGAUCCUAAUGCGUGGGCUCACUCAUUUGAGCGACAACAUGGUGCCAAUGGUUGGGCCUCUGAAUUUGAGCAGGAACAGUCCCAGUUGAUGUCUGCAGAUCAUAUGAGAGGUGCAAAUAUGGCAAACUUAGCUGCAAUGGAGCAGACUCGUAUGCUUGCAAAUACACUAGCUCAGAAUGAUGACCCAAAGUUUCAGAAGUCGAGGUUUCUCCAGUUUGUGUCAAAGAUGAGUCGUGGUGAACUCAUUAUCGAUGAUAAUCAAGUCAAGCCUGCCACAUCAUCUGCAUCUGGGGAUUGGGCAGGGGAAUAUCAACAACAGUAUAAUGCGGGUCCUAAUUGGGCUGACGAAUAUGCCCGUGGUGAGCUAUCUCAUGGACCCAAUCAAUGGGCAAAUGAGUUUGCUUCUGAACAAGAGCAGCAUGGGUCAGUUGAUGAUCAGUGGGUCAAUCAGUUCUCUAAGUUGCACGUUGAUGACUGGGCAGAGGAAUUUGGAAAUCAGGUUGGUGAAGGAAUCUUGGGGGAUACUUCAGCUGAUACCUGGGCUAAUGCAUAUGAUGAGUACCUAAAUGAGCAAGUAGCUUCUAAACAACAUUCUGAUGCUUCAAGGGGGGUCUAUGUGUUUUCUGAUAUGAAUCCUUAUGUCGGUCACCCAAACCCACUAAAAGAAGGCCAGGACAUGUUCCACAAGGGUCUUUUGAGUGAAGCAGUGCUUGCUUUAGAAGCUGAAGUUCUCAAGAACCCUGAAAAUGCUGAAGGUUGGAGGCUACUUGGAAUAGCACAUGCAGAAAAUGAUGAUGAUCAACAGGCCAUUGCAGCUAUGAUGCGUGCACAGGAGGCUGAUCCAACAAAUCUCGAAGUGCUUCUUGCUCUUGGAGUGAGUCAUACAAAUGAAUUGGAGCAGGCUGCUGCUUUAAAGUAUCUAUAUGGAUGGCUACGCCAUCACCAAAAGUAUGGGGUGCUUGCCCGACCAGAGCUGUCGGAUUCUUUGUACUAUGCUGAUGUUGCUAGAUUAUUCAAUGAAGCUGCUCAAAUGUCACCUGAAGAUGCUGAUGUGCAUAUAGUACUUGGUGUCCUUUACAACUUGUCAAGAGAAUAUGACAAAGCCAUUGAGUCCUUCCGAUUAGCUUUGAAACUAAAGCCGCAAGAUUACUCUCUUUGGAACAAGCUUGGAGCAACACAGGCAAACAGUGUUCAGAGUGCUGAUGCGAUAUUGGCUUAUCAACAGGCACUAGAUUUGAAGCCUAAUUAUGUUCGUGCGUGGGCAAAUAUGGGUAUCAGUUAUGCCAACCAGGGUAUGUAUGAGGAUUCCAUUCGUUACUAUGUCCGAGCACUUACCAUGAAUCCGAAGGCAGAUAACGGUUGGCAAUAUUUGAGAAUUUCUUUGAGCUGUGCUUCUAGGAAUGACAUGUUGGAAGCCUGCGAUUCUCGGAAUCUAGAUGUUCUGCAGAAGGAGUUUCCUUUAUAA
Molecule: messenger RNA, 2253 nt
Organism: Prunus armeniaca (apricot)
Lineage: Eukaryota; Viridiplantae; Streptophyta; Magnoliopsida; Rosales; Rosaceae
Source: the annotation of a GenBank genome assembly